UUUUUAUUUUCUACAUAUUACAUAAUAGAACAAUGAAAGCAACUAAUUAUUCAAAAGGUUCCUCACUCCGUUGUUGGAAAAAUGGAAAAAGAAUUAAAUCAACAAAUCCACUUCGAUUAUAUGGAAGUGUCCGAUUUCUCAGUUAUAUUUUAAUCAGACUACUUUUAAUAUUAACAGUUUUAUUAUUUUUAUAUUUAUUAAUAUUCUCUAAAUUAUUUUCAUCAGUCUUCCAUAAACGUUACAACAAACAAAAUGAGUUCACAAUAAGUUUCAAAAAUGCAUAUAUUCCCUAUGUUGUUGAUCUACCCGAUAAUCUAAAUCCAGCAUGUCCAGCCUCUACAAAAUUAUUAAUUUUAAUUAUGACAAGAAGAGAUUCUUUUAGUAAUCGUGAUGGAAUUAGAAAAACGUGGCUAAAAGAUGCGGUGCCCGGAACUGUAACAAAAUUUAUUAUAGCCGAUUCCCCCUCAAAAAUCGAAAUAACUGACAAUAAAGAUGCCGCACAAAAAAUGGAAGAAUUAAAAAAGGAAAAGCAAUUAUUGAAGGCGGAACAAAUGCAAAAUAAAGAUUUUAUUUUCCUUCAUGGAAUUGAAGACAAUUAUGCAAAUUUACAUUUUAAAUGGUUAGCCGCCCUUCAAUGGCAACAAGCAUUUUGUCCCCAAACAAAAUGGAUAAUGAAAACUGACGAUGAUACAAUUGUUCAUUUGCCUAGACUUGAUAAUUGGAUAGACAAAAAAUUCACUAAAGAAAUUGAAAAGAAUAAAGCAAUGUAUUUUGGGUGGAUAAUUAAUGGGGUUGGGCCGAUUAGAGAUCCUAAACAUAAAUGGUAUGUCUCAGAAAAUGUUUAUAAAGGCAGUAGUUAUCCGCCUUAUAUGCAAGGAGCUUCUUAUGUUGCUUCGAGUCAAGCAAUAACGGCAACAAUGCCACACAUAAAUAAAGUAAUUGGAUUUAAUAUGGACGAUGUCUUAUUUACUGGAAUUUUGGCUGAUUUAGCAAAUGUUACUAGAGCUGACCAUAAAGAAAUGUUUCGUGUGGGGAAUGGGUUGAAUAAAGACGAAAAAUGUGAGGAUGGAAUUCCUUAUGUAACAGCUUUAUAUGGUGCUGGUAAUCUGGAAGGAUUUCAAAAUAUUUAUACGAAACUAAAAGAUGUUAAAUGCCCUUAA
Meloidogyne enterolobii is the source of this 1160-nucleotide messenger RNA. The record is from the annotation of a GenBank genome assembly. Lineage: Eukaryota; Metazoa; Nematoda; Chromadorea; Rhabditida; Meloidogynidae.